UUUAGUUUUGCUUCCCAGGGGAUCGCAGAGCAAUGGGUCCAAUCGAAAUAAUUUUUAUUUUUGCCGGGUUUCUCGGCUUGUUGAUUUAUGUGUUUUUAAUUUAUAAUUUCAAUUAUUGGAAGAAACGUGGCGUCGAAGGUCCACAACCCAGACUACUAUUCGGAAAUUUUCCUAGCAUGCUCACUCAAUCGCGCCACAUUAUUUACGAUGUGAACGAUAUUUACCGUGAAUACAAAUCGAAGGAACGAUUCGUGGGUGUAUUCGCUCUACGGACUCCCCAGCUUGUAGUGCUCGAUCCAAAACUAUGUCAAGAAAUACUAGUCUCAAACUUCCAAAGCUUCCACGAUAAUCAGUUUGCCAGAAUGAUUCACAAAGAUCUUGAUCCAGUAAUAGCUCUUAAUCCAUUUAUUCUUACUGGGUCCGAAUGGAAAGAUAAACGUGCAGAAAUUACCCCAGCCUUAACACCUAACAGAAUUAAAGCCAGUUACCCAAUAAUGCAAAAAGUCUGCACAAGGAUGACGGAAUAUUUAGAUGUGGAAACGCUGAAACCUGUAGAAAGUGGAUUGAACGCAAAAGAGCUGGCAACAAAAUUUACUACUGAAGUUGUAGCGAAUUGUGUUUAUGGUUUCGAAGCCGAGGCGUUUGAAGAUGAUGAAUGCCAGAUCCGAGAAAGGGGAACGAAACUUAUCAAUCAAUCAUUUGGAACCCAACUUUACUUUGUACUCGCGGCAUUCCUUCCUAAUAUAACGAACAUUUAUAGACUGCAAUUGGUUAAACCUGAAAGCGAAAAGUUUUUCACUGAUCUAAUGGAAACGGCGAUUCAAUUAAGGAAGGAAACCAAAAGUGAUCGAAUUGAUUUUCUUAACUAUCUACUUCAGUUGCAGGAGAAAAAGCAUUUGUCUACUUUAGAAAUGGCUGCGCACACAAUGACAUUUUUUCUAGAUGGCUUCGAGACCUCGAGUGUUUUAAUAUCGAACUGUUUACAUUUGUUAGCAGAUCAUCGUGAUAUUCAGCAAAAACUUCGGGACGAGAUAAAUUAUGCAUUUACUUCCAAAGGAGGUCUCUCGUAUGAAAAACUUCUCGAUCUAUCUUAUUUAGACCAGUGUAUUAACGAAACACUUCGUCUUCGAACACCGUUUCCAAGUGGCAAUAAGCUAUGCACUGAAAGCUGUGAAAUCAGGACUAAUAAAGGCAAAAUUAUCAACCUAGAGAAGAGCACAGUAGUUAUGUUGCCAUAUGACUGUUUCCAUCACGAUCCUGAAUACUACCCCGACCCGGAGAGGUUCGAUCCAGAGCGCUUUAGUCCCGAAAACGGAGGAGUGAAAAAGUAUAAAGAUAUGGGCGUUUUCCUGCCAUUUGGCGAUGGACCGCGAAUUUGUUUAGGUAUGAAAUUUGCUUUGUGUCAAUCGAAAGCUGCUGUUGCUGAGAUUAUCCGAAAUUGGGAAAUAGCAGUGAAUCCUCAAACAAAACCUGAAUUCGUUAUUGAUCCAAAACAGUUUCUAUACGUCCCAGAAGGAGGUACUUGGUUAAACUUUCGACGUAUCACUAGUUAAAAGUCUAUCAUAAAACGGGCACAGACUUAAACAUGACGAUAUUCUCAUCAAAUCUGUGGAGAACAUAGAAGUGGUUCACAUAAAUUACCAUAUUCGGCAUUUUCAAAAUACAGCAACUAUUUCCAUUCU
Hermetia illucens (black soldier fly) is the source of this 1682-nucleotide messenger RNA. Its product is annotated as probable cytochrome P450 28d1. Gene Ontology annotation, molecular function: monooxygenase activity; oxidoreductase activity, acting on paired donors, with incorporation or reduction of molecular oxygen; heme binding. The coding region runs from base 33 to 1553 and encodes 506 amino acids. The record is from RefSeq and is a predicted model, not a curated record. Lineage: Eukaryota; Metazoa; Arthropoda; Insecta; Diptera; Stratiomyidae. The transcript has 8 exons.